AUGUCCGACCUAGACCAGGAGUGGAAGCCCACCAAGAUUCGGCCCCAGUCGACCAUGGCACAGGCUUUCUCCAGCGCGCUGGAUAGCGCUUUCUCGCUCGACAGCGACGUGAACCACCUUUCUCAGACCGUCGAUCAGAAGGACGAAAAACUAACCCAAGAACUGGAAACUAGGAAGCAGCAGAUGAUUAUUCAGAGCCGAGAGCUUGAGGCUCUUCAGGAGCGCAUCCGUGAGGCCGAAGAGCGACUGAAGCGCUCAACUUCUGGGGCUACCCGAGGUGGACAGGUACAGGCAACCGGUAAGGAUGAGUCGUCUUGA
Penicillium verhagenii is the source of this 318-nucleotide messenger RNA. RefSeq lists its product as uncharacterized. The record is from RefSeq and is a predicted model, not a curated record. Bases 1 to 318 code for a protein of 105 amino acids. NCBI's taxonomy places the organism in Eukaryota, Fungi, Ascomycota, Eurotiomycetes, Eurotiales, Aspergillaceae. The transcript is spliced from 3 exons.